This is a messenger RNA of Psylliodes chrysocephalus, 3800 nucleotides long. The record is from the annotation of a GenBank genome assembly. NCBI's taxonomy places the organism in Eukaryota, Metazoa, Arthropoda, Insecta, Coleoptera, Chrysomelidae.
GAAAUUGUUUACAACAAAAAUAAAAACAAAAAAAUAAUCAUAUUUUCAAUAACAAAAUAUUUUCUGUGAUUAAUUAUGCUGAAAACCCGUAAGAUGCGGUAAAUUAUUGAUCAACUUUUUUAAUUUCAAAUUUUAUCCGAUCAAUAAUCACGAAUUAAGUUCACGGGCGCGGACCAGUAACCACAGCCGCUACCACCACAUAACCUUCAAUGACAAGCGACACCUGUCGUUAGUGUCAGUGGUUGCCGUUGGUGUGUUGAGAUAAACAAUGCUGUUUUUAUCAAUUCGCAGAAGUUUAUUGAUCAACACAAUGUAUCCGCAUUAACUAUAAUAACUUACUUAUGUUUAUCUUCGAGAAUUUCGAGCGCAUAAAUGAUAGUGUUAAACUUAGACACGAAAAAACGUCGAAUAUCAGCGCAAAUUCGUUCUGGGUAACAUAGCACAAAAACCCAUUUAAAAAUGAGCAGACGUAAAAAAGUUAAAUUGGAAAUCAAAGAACCGGACGAGAAACCCAAUGCGGCCGACGAGGAGAACGCAGAAAACUCGGAAAAAGGUAAAAAUCAACUGCUUGAUAAGAAGCUGAGUCCGGGGCCCAGCUCGUCGAAACUUGCUAAAAAAGAAACGAAAAAAGAGGACGGCCGUGUUGACGAUGACAAGAAAAACGACGAUCCCGAUUCAGAGUUGGAUGAUCCUGUUAUAAAAGAUCUGUUUUCCGGGCUAGAAGGGGCCGCGUUUCAGAGCCGAAUGCCAUUCGACAAACUAACCUCAACUGAAGCAGCAUGUUUUCCGGAUAUAGCGAACGCUGCUUUGCAAACAGUGAGAGUUUAUCUAAACGUACGUAAUCGGAUCCUACAAAUGUGGCUGGAUAACCCCAAACAGCAACUAAUCCUGGAGAAUGUGAUUGAAAAAAUGGAAUCGCCAUAUAAUAGUGAUUUACAACUAGUUAAAAGAGCGCACGCAUUUUUAGAACGAAACGGCUUUAUAAAUUAUGGUGUUUUUAAAAGAUUAAAACCCAUUCCUGUUAAAAAACAUGGUAAAGUUAUAGUAAUAGGGGCUGGUAUAGCUGGUCUUGUAGCAGCGCAACAAUUACAACAAUUUGGGUUAGAAGUUAUAGUGUUAGAAGCCAGAGAUCGCGUGGGCGGGCGUAUCGCUACAUUUAGAAAAGGUAACUACAUAGCAGACGUAGGUGCUAUGGUGGUAACUGGUUUAGGUGGUAAUCCAAUUACAACAAUCAGCAAACAAAUCGACAUGGAACUGCAUCGUAUACGACAAAAGUGCCCCUUAUACCAAUCGAAUGGUGUUACAGUAGAUAAAGACAAAGAUGAAAUGGUUGAAAGAGAAUUUAAUCGAUUACUAGAAGCCACUUCCUACUUAUCCCACCAAUUAGAUUUCAAUUAUGCAGGUAACAAACCCGUCAGUUUAGGGCAAGCCCUAGAAUGGGUCAUAAAAUUACAAGACAAGCACGUCAAAGAGAAGCAAAUACAGCAUCUCAAAGCUGUUAUAACACUGCAAGAAAAAUUAAAAACCAACCAACAAAAUUUAGUGAAUACUAAGGAAAAAAUGACAGAUAUCAAAGAGCAAGUGGACAAAAUGGCGGCCAUAGAAAAACGUAACACUGACGAACAAUUCGCUUAUGCAAGCGGCAUAAAAGAUUUAAAAGAUCUGGCCACCCAAUGGGAUCAAUUAAUGGAGCAAGCAAAGGAGAUUGAAGGCAAAUUAGAAGAUCUGGAAAAUUCUAAACCUAGUGAUGUAUACCUAUCGUCUAAAGACCGACAAAUAUUAGACUGGCAUUUUGCUAAUUUAGAAUUUGCCAAUGCCACCCCUCUAUCCACUUUAUCUCUAAAACAUUGGGACCAAGAUGACGAUUUCGAGUUCACCGGUAAUCAUUUAACAGUACGUAAUGGUUAUUCAUGUGUUCCAGUAGCACUAGCAGAAGGGCUAGACAUCAAACUAAACGCAGCUGUUAAAAAAGUCGAAUACAACCACGGUGGUGUGGAAGUUACUGUUUACAAUCCCAGGAACCCUUUAACUACCAACACUUAUCAUGCGGAAGUAGUACUUUGUACCCUACCAUUAGGAGUACUAAAAUUAAGUGUAGUACCAUCCAGUGGACAGCUAAACACGAUACAGUUCUCGCCGCCGUUACCUGAUUGGAAAACCUCAGCAAUUCAACGAUUAGGCUUUGGAAAUCUGAAUAAAGUAGUCUUAUGCUUCGAAAGAAUAUUUUGGAACCCACAAGCCAAUUUAUUCGGUCACGUGGGAAGCACCACUGCUAGUAGAGGGGAAUUGUUCCUGUUCUGGAACCUGUACAAAGCCCCAGUAUUGUUAGCGCUGGUAGCAGGUGAAGCAGCAGCUAUAAUGGAGAAUGUUACUGACGAUGUUAUAGUGGGGAGGUGCAUAGCCGUAUUGAGGGGUAUUUUCGGACAAUCAGGGGUACCGCAACCAAAGGAGACAAUCGUGACUCGUUGGAGGGCUGAUCCCUGGUCCAGAGGGUCUUACAGCUUCGUCGCGGUGGGUAGUUCCGGUAGUGAUUACGAUUUGCUAGCUUCCCCUGUGAUCCCGCCCAAUGAACAAGGUGCUUCAGUGACUGAGGGCCCUGCUAGGGUGUUUUUCGCGGGCGAACACACUAUUAGGAAUUAUCCAGCUACAGUGCACGGGGCGUUUUUAAGUGGUCUCAGGGAAGCCAGCAGGAUUGCUGAUCAAAUUAUUGGGAAUCCCUGUAAGCCGCAACCAGCUGAAUGAGUUGCGUGCUGUUAUUGUGAUGUGUGCCUACGCAAAAUUAUUUAUAUUUAUCCAAAACUGUAAAAGAACCGAGAAUAUUGUAUACAGGGCAAGAGUGCCUCAUUAAUAAAGUCACAGAGGAAAUUUAAUAUCUCUAAAACUAUUAGAAAUAUUUCAAUUCUGUAAAAGAACACCCACCAAUUUAAUAGCAUGAAUUGUAGUCAUUUACAUUAGAAAAUCUCAAAAAAUGUACAUUCUAUCUAAAAUAAUUUGUAUUCAAAAAUUAAUACAUAAAUAAUAACUGGCUUUUGUACAAUUCAAAUAACUUUAUUAGGGUCAUUUGGACCACUAACUAUUAAGAAAUGAGAUAAGCUUAAAAUUAAGAAAAUGUAAUUUUAAACUUAUCUUAUUUCUUAACAUCUAGCAGGGUAAAUAGACCUUAGUUUCUGAGAUAUUUGGCUUCAGGAAACCCUGUAUAGCUAUAUUUUGUAAAAUAUAAAUAAUAUAAUUUUUUAUUAAUUUUGACAGAUAAAGAUCAUAUCUGUUUUUGGAAUAAUAACUAAACAAAAGUGGUGAAAAUACGAGUUGUGACUAUUAAGGGUCUAAUUUUGUAAUUGAAAAAAUGUUAUCAUGUGAAUGCACAUUUUUGAAAUCAAAAAAUCAAAAUAAUAUUCAACAAAGAUAUAUUUUUUGAUUUCUUUUACUAGACUAGUCAAAUGUUUGAAUAAAAACAAUUUAUUGAAUUUCUUAAUUUUGUAUGUAAUAAAAAUAAUUUAAUGAACUUCAAUCAAAAAUUUUAGCCAACAAAGGUAAUGUUUUUUUUUUCUUUGGAUAAUUUCAAUAUAAAAUAUAGUAAAAAUCAAAAUGUAACUUUUUACAGAAGCGUUUUCAUUUUUUACAGUAAUUUUAUCAAUUAAUUAUUUUUUGUAAAAAUAUGUUACUUUUAUUUAAUGCUACAUCUGAAUACUCAAAAUAGCAACGUCAUAGAAGGUAGGUAUUUUACAAAAUUAUUGUGAUAUAUAUUAUUUAAAUGUUGCAUUAUCAAUGCACACUAAAUGAAUUUAUAAAUAAACUAGUUU